This is a messenger RNA of Penicillium angulare, 1350 nucleotides long. RefSeq lists its product as uncharacterized. The record is from RefSeq and is a predicted model, not a curated record. The coding region runs from base 1 to 1350 and encodes 449 amino acids. The transcript has 4 exons. NCBI's taxonomy places the organism in Eukaryota, Fungi, Ascomycota, Eurotiomycetes, Eurotiales, Aspergillaceae. Gene Ontology annotation, biological process: ceramide biosynthetic process. Gene Ontology annotation, cellular component: membrane. Gene Ontology annotation, molecular function: sphingosine N-acyltransferase activity.
AUGACCAAAGAGAUUUCGACCUCGUCACAGUCGGCGGAACUCAAUGUCUACGUCUCAAGCCCCAAUGGCCCGCGGGCAGCCAAGGAGACCACGUUCCGGGAAUGGGUGGUCAACAACCAAAUCGGUAUCUCCUUGACCAUCCUGGCUAUGUUGCUGGCUCUUCAUAACCUCUACCCGUCGUUGCGCCCAUAUACCCAACCGUUUUUCCAAUUGUCGUACUACAACCAGUCCGGCGACUAUUACGUUCAAGGCUGGGACGAUGUGUACUUCGUUAUUAGCGCUGCGCUCGCUCUGACGGCCGUCCGCGCCUUUGCAAUUGAAUGGAUCCUGCGGCCGCUGGCUCGGAGUGUGGGACUGAAGAGAAAGGGAUCGGUGCGAUUUGCUGAGCAGGGCUGGCAGGUUAUGUACUACAGCUCUGUUUGGGCGCUUGGAUUGUAUUUGUGGAAGAACUCCUAUUACUGGGGUGACUUCUCUGCUCUCUGGCGCGAGUGGCCUGCACGCCCGCUUUCGGGUUUGAUGAAGUGGUACUUGCUCGUGGAGCUUGCUUUUCUCGUGCAGCAGAUCUUCGUGAUCCACGUGGAAGAAAGGCGCAAGGAUCACUAUCAAAUGCUCACGCAUCAUGUCAUUACAAGCACUUUGUUGAGCUCCGCAUAUGCCUACGGUUUCUACAAUGUGUCGAACGUUGUGCUGUGCUUGAUGGAUAUUGUGGAUUUUCUACUUCCGUCGGCCAAGAUCCUGAAGUAUUUAGGGUUCGAAAACGCAUGCAAUGUUGCAUUUGCGGUUUUCAUGGGAACCUGGGUCGUCACUCGGCACUACUUGUACAACGUUCUCUGGUGGUCUAUCCACAAGAACAUUCCCGCCGCAAUGCCAUAUGGGUGUUACUCCAGCGCGACUGGUGAGAUGACCAGUACAAAUGCCUACCCCGACACAUUCGCAUAUCUGUUUGCUCCGUUCCGCAGCUUGGAAAACCCGAUCUGCAUGAACCGCAGCAUCAAGUGGAUUUUCCUCUCUUUCCUCUUGUCUAUACAAGCACUGUCUAUCGUCUGGUUCACCAUGAUUGUUCGCGUUGCCUAUCUCGUUGUUGCAAAGGGCAAUGCAGAGGACACUCGCAGCGAUGACGAGGAAGAUAUCGAGAUCAGUGACGAAUCUGCAUCCAACGAUAAUGUUCGGCUGGCCGCCAAGGAGGGUGCUAUUCCUGCCCCUGUCGUCAAUGAAAGUGCCCCCGGAUUGGAUCGCCGUCGGUCAAAUGGUGCUGUUCCCGUGCGCGCUCGAGGCCAUGGUCGUAUUCCCUUUGAUCAGAGCGAUCGGAAAGCUCUUCUGGGUCGAAUUGGAUGCGAGAAGCCCACAUAG